UGUGACUUGCCAACAGAAUUGCUCCGUGCCUAUUUCCGCUUUAAAAACAUGCAUACUAAGUACAUAAUUACGCGUAUUGCUUAAUAAUGUAAAAUUCACUUUGUGACCUAAUUGUAUCAUUUAAUACCUACAUAAUUAGUUUAUUGCAUUACAGAUAAUGCAAACGACAAUAAACUAGAAACCGAUUAUUUAUUCCGUUACCUGAGACCACAAAUGUACUAGUAUUUCACCAAUGUCUUAAUGGCGAAUUAACUAAACACCCUCGUUAGUGCUUACUUCAACCUAUAUAAGUGACUUUCUUCUGAGUAAAAGUCCAGUAGAAAAAGAAGUAGGUUGAAAUGCGGCUGUCACUGUUGUUGCUGGCGGUCUGCGUCGCGCGCUGUGUCCACGGUCUGGGCACACUCGACGACAUCAUCGGGAUACCGGGCAAGUUGGCGGACCACGCCGGCGGCCUGCUCCAUGGACUCCUCGGGGGCAACGCCAACAGGAACGUAUGCGACCGCAACGUAUACCAAGAUUACAGUAAGGCCGUUACCUCCUUCCAUCACAAACUGUACACCAGUGUGGCCGCCCGAAGUAACGAUCACUUCGUAUUCUCUCCUUAUACGGUAUGGCUUUCUCUAUCGGCUCUAGCUGAAGGAGCCGACCCUUCAGUCCAACGCCAAAUCUUCGCCUCUCUCUACCUCCCCGAGGAAAACUGUAUCCGCAAGAAGUUCUACGAAAUCGCCGCCAACGUUGAACAAUCUGGACGAGAUGUAAUCUUCGACCGGCGGCGGAUCCUACUGCUGGACGAGGACCUCAGGGUGAACCCUGCGUGGGGUCAGACAGUGAAAGCCCUGGGUCUCCUUAAAGCAGGGUUUGCUUCGAUCAAGAACAACCCGCGGCAGACGGUACAGCGAGCGCGGAAGUUUAUUGGCACGCAGGCGAACAUUCCUUUGAGCGGUAACUCCGUGAUUCUGGACGCGCUGGAGUACCAGGGGCUGUGGACGACUGCUUUCCCUGAGGCCGAUAUACAGAGACAGCCAUUCUACAACGAGCACGGCCUGAUUGUGGGCAAUGUGGACAUGAUGCACAUUCGGAAGAGAGUGCGGUUGAUGCAGGCUCCGUUCUUGGGCGCUAGGGUGGUGGAGCUACCGGUCGGCGUGGACGGGCGGUACACGAUGCUGAUCGCUGUGGGUACGGGGAACAAUGUCCUGCGGAACGCGAUGGCAAUGUUCAUGGGCUCCAUCCUGGAGAUAUUCUCGCUGCUGCAGAUGAGCCUGGUCCCGCUGGAUGUCGCCGUACCGCGGUUUUCUAUCUCCUCGGAGUUUGACAUACGCGCUGCGCUCGAAGACUUUGGCGUCAAAUCGUUCUGGAGGGAUCCUUUGGCUACUAAAUACAUAUCAGAGCCCUCAGCACUGCCUGGCAACUUUAUCCAGCGCGUGUUAGUCAGUGUGGACAGCCAGGGCGUGGAGCCACCGCCUCAGCGGCGAUACGUGAACAACAUCAUAGGCAGGGGACAGGACUUCAUUGCAAACAGACCUUUCUUGUUCGCACUGUUCGACACUGCGACCAAAACCUGCAUCUAUGCUGGAGCUUACUCCAAACCCAACCCGUCCGGUUGA
Molecule: messenger RNA, 1604 nt
Organism: Spodoptera frugiperda (fall armyworm)
Lineage: Eukaryota; Metazoa; Arthropoda; Insecta; Lepidoptera; Noctuidae
Product: leukocyte elastase inhibitor-like
Exons: 2
Coding region: 339-1604 (421 amino acids)
Molecular function (GO): serine-type endopeptidase inhibitor activity
Source: RefSeq, a predicted model, not a curated record